Messenger RNA from Harmonia axyridis, 795 nucleotides. Its product is annotated as transcription elongation factor 1 homolog. The record is from RefSeq and is a predicted model, not a curated record. The transcript has 3 exons. Gene Ontology annotation, biological process: transcription elongation by RNA polymerase II. The coding region runs from base 140 to 388 and encodes 82 amino acids. Gene Ontology annotation, cellular component: transcription elongation factor complex. Gene Ontology annotation, molecular function: RNA polymerase II complex binding. NCBI's taxonomy places the organism in Eukaryota, Metazoa, Arthropoda, Insecta, Coleoptera, Coccinellidae.
UAAUAUAGUCUAUGGUCGGCCUCCAUUAGUCUGUGUCUCUACCUCAGUCAGUGUCAGAGUCAGGCGCUUUUCUGCAGUUAUCAAAGUUGUUUGUUGUUAUUAUUAUCGUUAUUUGUGGUUAUUCACUAAACAGUGUAGUAUGGGUCGUAGAAAAUCUAAAAGAAAACCGGCACCUAAAAGGAAAGCUAUAGAACCUUUGGAUCAACAAUUCAACUGUCCUUUUUGCAAUCACGAAAAAUCUUGUGAUGUGAAGAUGGAUAAGGGCAGAAAUACAGCAAGAAUAACUUGUAGGGUAUGCUUGGAAGAUUUUCAAACAACAAUCAACUUUUUGUCAGAUCCGGUAGAUGUUUACAAUGAUUGGAUAGAUGCUUGCGAACAAGCAAACUGAUUUUCAUAGUUUUUUUGAAAUAUGUCUAUAAUUGCCGAUCAGUUGGAUCAUCUAUUUAAUGAUGACUGUGAUAUUUGGAUAAAUACUAUGUAUUGACAUGGAAUGAAAUGUACCCAAGCUAUUGAAGUUUGAUGCUCUGCAAUAUAUAUGUCUUUAAUUUAAAAAAAAAAUUGAAUUUUCAUUUGUUUCAGGGCUAUAUAUUUUUAUUUACUUUUUACCAGUAAAUUUUACUUUUUAUGAUGAAUUCCUAUCGAGAAAAAUUUUUUUCAUUUGCUCUUCACCAUUAAUCAAGUUUUCAAACUGAUAUAUUACCAUUAGUUGAUUUAAUAAUAAUUAUUGUCAUUAAUAAAUGUAAUUGAAGCUGUAAUAAUGUUUUUCUCAUAGAUUAAAGUGUUCAAGAAAAUCUA